AACAGAUAUUCCAUGCCCGUCACCCGAACAAGGAGCGGAUUUUACGAUCUGAAUAUUGAUCAGACCAACACUGCACGCUUUUUGUUCGGCGAGGACGAAACGAGUCACCUAUCUGGAGGACACCAACCUGACGACAGCUUCCCCACGCUUGUCCGCCGUGACGAUCAGAUUCAUAGCAUGUCGGCCAUCAACGGGCUAUCCGCCACCCAGACGGGCGAUGGUGGCAAUAUUGGAGCACGCGCAGCCACUCUUCGCCAUUCUCUAGACCAUGCGAGCGAGGUGUCUGGCGCUCCUCAGGCGAUGCACGUGCCGCCUAAGCUCCAGAGUUCCUAUUCUGCCAACGACAUCCCCACGGUCAAAAACCCUGGAGGUGCCUCGAUGAUGAACGCCAUUGCCAAUAACCAUGCCCAGCAGCACUUCCAUAACCAUAAUGCGAGCAUCGGUCGCAUUCCUGCUGGUGUCAUGCCAAUCAGGCAUGUUCGCGAGCUGUCCAACGACAACGGCGUCAAUGCCAACCGUGAGCAGGCCGCUGUCUAUCCGUCCAUCAACUCGGCCCUCCAGGCAAGCGCUGCUCCCUUUGGCCCAACUACGACAACUGCGGCUCCUCUUGCAACGCCGCACUCCGCUGCACCCAUGGCAUCUCCAGGAAGUUCAGCCUCGGCGGCGAGCUCGCAUGCCUUCUACCGCUACACGCCCUCGAGCGUCACUUCCGCUUCGUCGUAUGGAGCUAAUUCGCUCUCCGCUGGGAUGCAGCAGCUGGGCUUAAACGGUGCUGGUAACGGAAACGCAUACUCUCCUCAAAGUUACUCUCCUUAUGGCAAUGUGCCUUACUCUCCCCCGAGCGGUCAGCACCGCGAUAGCCAGGCUCGGGUUAUUCAGCAUCGUCGACAACUGGACAGCGAAGCCAUGUCUCGGUAUCAGAACAUGCCGCUGGAGUCCUUCCGAGGCCAGAUUUAUGAGCUGUGCAAAGACCAAUAUGGCUGCCGCUAUCUCCAGAAGAAGCUGGAGGAACGCGUUCACAUGAAUCAAGUUCACAUGAUUUGGCUCGAGACCAAUCAGCAUGUCAUCGAGCUCAUGACGGAUCCGUUUGGUAAUUAUUUGUGCCAAAAGCUCCUCGAGCUCUGCAAUGACGACGAAAGAACUGUCUUGAUCCAGAACGCGUCUCAAGACAUGGUGCGCAUCGCGCUUAACCAGCACGGCACAAGAGCCCUCCAGAAGAUGAUUGAGACAGUCAGCACGCCUCAGCAAGUCCACCUCAUCAUCGAAGCCCUACGCUACCGAGUUGUUCAGCUCAUCCAGGAUCUCAACGGCAACCACGUCAUCCAAAAGUGCCUCAACAAGCUUACUGCUUCUGACGCGCAGUUCAUCUUUGAUGCAGUUGGCGAGAAGUGUGUCGAGGUUGGCACUCACAGACACGGCUGCUGUGUGCUGCAGCGCUGCAUCGAUCACGCCACCGGCGAUCAAAAGCUCUGGCUGAUCCAGUGCAUCACCAAGGACGCUCGCAUCCUCGUGCAGGACCCCUUUGGCAACUACGUCGUCCAGUACAUCAUUGACCUCCACGAGCCCACCUUCACUGAGCCCAUCGUCGCCUCGUUUGAGGGCUGCAUCAGCAUGCUUUCUCGCCACAAGUUCAGCUCCAACGUGAUUGAGAAAUGCCUACGCUGCGCUCAACCCCCUUCGAAGGACAUGAUUGUCUCGGAGCUACUCGGGGACAUUGAGGGAUGCCUGCAAGACUCGUUCGCAAAUUACGUUGUCCAGACGGCCCUUGACUUCUCGACUCCCCAGCUCAAGCACCGCCUCGUAGAGGCGAUUCGUCCCGUCCUUCCCAAGAUCCGCACAACGCCUUAUGGACGCCGGAUCCAAGCCAAGAUUGCCGCUUAUGACAAUCGUGGAAGUGCCGCCUCGAGCGGUCAAGCCACACCAGCCGACAACACGCAGGGACAAAUUCCACUGCGGCCGAGUCACAGCCGAGGUCUCUCUGGC
This is a messenger RNA of Trichoderma reesei QM6a, 1983 nucleotides long. RefSeq names its product RNA binding protein. The transcript is spliced from 4 exons. Gene Ontology annotation, molecular function: mRNA binding. The annotation marks the transcript as partial. The record is from RefSeq and is a predicted model, not a curated record. NCBI's taxonomy places the organism in Eukaryota, Fungi, Ascomycota, Sordariomycetes, Hypocreales, Hypocreaceae. Gene Ontology annotation, cellular component: cytoplasm. Gene Ontology annotation, biological process: post-transcriptional regulation of gene expression.